Xyrauchen texanus (razorback sucker) is the source of this 4473-nucleotide messenger RNA. RefSeq names its product serine/threonine-protein kinase ULK2-like. NCBI's taxonomy places the organism in Eukaryota, Metazoa, Chordata, Actinopteri, Cypriniformes, Catostomidae. Bases 1197 to 4316 code for a protein of 1039 amino acids. The record is from RefSeq and is a predicted model, not a curated record. The transcript has 27 exons. Gene Ontology annotation, biological process: protein autophosphorylation; axon extension; positive regulation of autophagy. Gene Ontology annotation, molecular function: ATP binding; protein serine/threonine kinase activity. Gene Ontology annotation, cellular component: autophagosome; cytoplasm.
GCUCUGACCACGGACAAGUUUCCCAAUUACCUGAAAAUAGACGUUGAACUACUGACAUUACGGAUCGUACUUUUAUACAAUACAUUUUCACGAUUAAGGACAGGGAGUAUUAAAAGUGUACAGGUUUUAUUACAUGAUUGAGCAUCGGUGUUUUCCUGCAUUGUCUUACGAGAUCGAAAGCAGGACAGAAGGCUGAGUAGAAGAAAUGGUGUAUCCAGCGCGAUUAUAAGGAUUUAAAGCAGAAUAAAGUACAAUAUCGUUCCAGAGGAACAGAUGACUAUUUCACAUAAGAGCAUUGGAACAAUGGAGCGUUCGGUUCGCGUUCUGAUUCUUUUGUGACAUCAUAACUGACCUGCAAUUAUUUAAGCAAUACUACUUGUCUACAUGGAUAUAUUAACAUUCAUGUUGGAACACUUCUAGAGCAGUGUAUUUUUAUAUAUAUUUUAUAUUGUGAUUAGCCUGCGACAUUCGAAUUGCAAGUUUAGUUUUUCUUUUUACAUGGCUAUCCUUUUUGGCCAGCUUGCGAUGGGCAACUCAAUAUCCCAACGAGCUGUUAUUGAGUUUACAAGGCACUACAACCUUGGAUUGGAACCUCUUCCUCUCUUCAGCUGAGCUGACAUCAUGUAGCUUGUAAACAGUAGAGCUCCACGUUUGGUUGCGUCAAAGUUCUCCAGCUAAGAUAAAAGGCAGCUAUUUUAAGAAACUGGUUGUUAACUGGGUCAGAGAGCGACAGACAAACUAGUUCGAUGCAUCCUGCCCUGUCUGUUUAGCAGAAUAAAUCAUAUAGCUGAGACAAUUGGGGUUGUUUUCAUUUUUAGAUUGUUUACAUAUUUAGAUAUCCUCAUAUGUCAUACUUUCAUGAUAGAUUUUGACCCAAAAAUCACAGUUUAUGGUUCCCAUUUUAUAUUUUUAUUUUUUUGGCGAAGGAACUCGUUUUAAGAACGUUGCUGUGAGGGUUUUGUGUUUUUGGUACGUAUUUUAAUCCAGACAGUUAUUAUCCAACUCCACUAAAGGAUCCGCGAUAGUUAUUAUUAUUUUAAGCAUACUAUUUUGUCUUUGGAGUUAUUUCGUUGCUGGUCUGGGGAUGACAGGGCUCUUGAACAGACUGUCGCCUGGAUUAACAAGAGUUUGAUGAUCUUGUCCCCAACGACCCCCUUAUCACAAGCUGUUGUAUAUCACCGGACACCUGCCAGAAAAUGGAGACGGUGGGAGACUUUGAAUACAGCCGAAAAGACCUAGUUGGGCACGGAGCCUUUGCAGUCGUCUUCAGGGGAAGACACAAAAAGAAAACUGAUUGGGAAGUGGCCAUCAAGAGUAUUAACAAAAAGAAUCUCUCCAAAUCUCAGAUACUGCUUGGAAAAGAGAUCAAAAUUUUGAAGGAACUCCAGCAUAAGAACAUUGUGGCACUCUAUGAUGUCCAGGAAACACCAAGUUCUGUGUUCCUGGUUAUGGAGUACUGCAAUGGAGGAGAUCUGGCAGACUAUUUGCAAGUCAAGGGCACCCUACGAGAAGAGACUAUAAGGAUCUUUCUACAGCAGAUUGCAGCAGCCAUGCGCAUCCUCAACAGCAAGGGGAUCAUUCACAGAGACCUCAAACCCCAGAAUAUACUGCUGUCCUACACAGGCCGCAAGAAGUCCAGCAUCAAUGGCAUAUGGAUCAAGAUCGCUGACUUUGGUUUCGCAAGAUAUCUCCAGACCAACAUGAUGGCCGCCACAUUAUGUGGAUCUCCAAUGUACAUGGCCCCAGAGGUGAUCAUGUCCCAAAACUAUGAUGCCAAAGCUGACCUGUGGAGCAUUGGGACUGUCAUUUACCAGUGCCUCGUGGGAAAGCCACCUUUCCAAGCUAACAGCCCCCAGGACUUAAGGAUGUUCUAUGAGAAGAACAAGACUCUGGUGCCAAUCAUUCCAAGAGAGACAUCUCCUCAACUGGAAGAUCUGCUGCUAGGGCUGCUCCAGAGGAACCAAAAGGACCGGAUGGAUUUUGAUGCAUUCUUCAGUAAUCCUUUCUUGGAUCCGACAUCAACUAUUAAAAAAUCACGCCCUGUUCCAGUGCCCACGUGCCCUGGCUUGGUCACACCGUGUGGCAGCUCUCCUUCCUGUCAUUACGUCUCUCCACCGUCACUGCCCGACAUGCAGACUCUCCCAGAGGAUGUGCUCUCGUCUCCACCUCUCGGCCCUCCCAAUUACCUGCAGCUUUCCAAAGAGUCGGGCGGCAGCACCAGCAGCAAGAACUCUUCCAGUGACACGGAUGACUUUGUGCUGGUGCCGCAUCUCUCCGGGGAGCAGUCCUAUGACCUUCCGAUGGUUGGGGCAGUAGGCCGCAGGCCGUCCAGUGAAUUUCUACUGUGUGGAGGGCAGCCACAGCCAUCAACCGGACAGACCCCAAUGGUGUCACCACGAAGCGAGACCAACCCGAUACCUGUGCCCACACAGGUCCGAAACUACCAGCGCAUCAAACAGAACCUCUCCAGCAGCCCGACCACCACCCUAUAUGGUUCUCCCAGGUCAGGCACAGUGCGGCGUUCCAACACAAGUCCCAUGGGUUUCCCUAAAAUGGUUUCUGGGUCUCCUAGUCCUGCAGACACGGUCCAAACCGUUGGACGACGUCUCUCCACAGGCAAUUCCCGGCCUUACUCCCCCUCUCCACUAGUGGGCACUAUUCCUGAACAGCUUGGCCACUGCUGCUGUGGACAUCCCCAAAGCCACGAGCCACGCAGUCGCAGCUCCUCAGGUGGUUCCUCUGUGCCCUCUUCUCAAUUACUAGGCACUCGUCUUCAGAGUGUGCCCAUGUUAACUGACAUCUACCAGAACAAACAGAAGCUAUAUAAGCAGCUGUCUGACCCAGUGCACCCCACAUCAACAGCCUACCCCACCAGCCACUCCCCUCAGCUCAGUCGCCCCGGCAACCUAGGCACCUCCCCAACCAAGCUCCUUGGCUCCUCCCCUCGCACCUCUGACUGGCUAACAAAGUCACCACUGCCCACCAUCAUUGGCUCUCCCACUAAGGCAACUGCUCCCUUCAAAAUCCCUAAAACUCAGGCCUCAUGCAACCUCAUGGCCCUGGCUUCUCAGCAGGGUAUAGCCGACAACCCCACCACAAUCAAGACACUGAUGGAUGGACGAGACCUCUGUGCACAUCAGUGUUUGGCCUAUCCCAGCAGCCGCCAGUCUGUGCCAGAGGCCAGCAAGACUUCCUUUGGGAGAUCUGUAAGUGCUGGACGACUGUCUGAGCAGCCAGUAAGAAUCACUUUGGGUGGACAGCCAUACCAGGGCAGCACAGAUAGCCUCAACACAGAGAGACCCAUGGACACAGCCCCGCCAGGGACUUGUGGUUUACCAGGAGGCAGGGCGAGUCCACGCACAGUUGUGUUCACGGUGGGCUCGCCCCCCAACAGCAGCACCCCUCCCACCUGCAGCCAUCUCGCCUCCCGCCCACGCACCACCUCAGUAGGCUCCACCAGUUCAGUAGGCUUGCUGUGUUCCACCAGCGGUAAGGUGUAUAUGGGCUCUCCCCCGGGAAUGACCAUCGGCACCUCCCCACCAGGAGCGGAGGGGGCUCCCAGCAGUCUGCGCUAUGUCCCUUAUGGCACCUCCCCACCCAGCUUGGAUGGAUUCAUCACUUUUGAAGCACCAGAACUGCCGGAGGAGACGUUAAUGGAGCGUGAGCACACGGACACUCUGAUGCACCUGCGGAUGAUGCUGUCCUUUACGGACUGUGUGCUGGAGAUCGCUUCUCUUCGGGCUGGAGGAGCAGAUCUAGGUGCAUCCGCCGCCUCUCUUUAUCCACCUCAGGACAGUGUGGUGGUGGACCAGAUCAGUCGACUCAGCAAGGAGUGGGGGCAGGUGGAGCAGCUGGUGUUGUACAUGAAAACCGCGCAGCUGCUGGCCUCUUCACUGCACUUGGCUAAGUCUCAGAUCAAGUCUUCCAAGCUCAAUCCAUCCACGGCUGUCAAACAUGUGGUGAAGAGUCUGAAUGAGCGCUACAAGAGCUGCAUUUCUCUGUGUCGCCGCCUUACUGACAAACUGAACCACUUCUUCUCCGACAAGCAGCGAUUUGUGGACGAGAUCAACAGCGUGACAGCUGAGAAGCUCAUUUAUAACCACGCUGUAGAAAUGGUGCAAUCAGCAGCGCUAGAUGAGAUGUUCCAGCAGACAGAGGACAUCGCCUAUCGCUACAAUAAAGCCUCUAUGUUGUUGGAAGGCCUGUCCAAGAUCCUCCAGGACCCAGCUGACAUAGAGAAUGUCACCAAAUACAAGGCAAGUGUUGACCGGAGGAUCUCUGCUCUGUGUUACUGCACUGUUACUUUGUAUGAAUAAAGAGACACGCCUGUGAAAACCUGGCCAAUGCUCUCACUUCAGGGACCAUCAUCUUCUCCAAUGACAGAGAAGAAUACGAGAACUCUUUGUCCCUUGUUUUUGUUUUGUAGCAGUCAAAGCACUUUCAGUUUCUUUUCCCCUUUUUAUUCAUUUCAAA